Strongylocentrotus purpuratus (purple sea urchin) is the source of this 3037-nucleotide messenger RNA. RefSeq names its product tetraspanin-11-like. The coding region runs from base 171 to 944 and encodes 257 amino acids. The record is from RefSeq and is a predicted model, not a curated record. NCBI's taxonomy places the organism in Eukaryota, Metazoa, Echinodermata, Echinoidea, Camarodonta, Strongylocentrotidae. Gene Ontology annotation, cellular component: membrane. The transcript has 8 exons.
UGCUCUAGUGAUCGCGGAUAGUAUAGUGUGAGCAGUAAACAGAUGUGUAGUGGCUGUCGUACUAAAAGGGUGUCUUGCAGAUCGGAGCGUGUUUUUGGAUUGUACCUUGCGAGUAGAUAUAGUGAUUGAUUUUUUUAUCAAGCUCUUGAAGGAGAGGAAUUAUCAAAAUCAUGGGUGACCUGAAGAAAAAGCUUUCGUGGGGCGGAAACUUCUGCCGCGGAAUUCUCUGCUUCUUCAACUUCUUCUUCUUGUUAGGAGGCGUCAUUCUUAUGGCUCUUGGUAUCUGGGUUCUGGUUGACAAGGACUCCAAGCAUCUGACCGCCAUCUUGACCGACAACCUCCACCACACCGCGGCCUACAUCCUCCUCAUCGCCGGCGUCUUCGUCAUGAUCGUAUCCAUCUUUGGGUUCUGCGGGGCCAAGAUGGAAAAUAAAUGCUGUCUCGGAAUGUACGUCUUCUUCCUGGUUGUCAUUUUCAUUAUUGAGCUGGCUGCUGGCUGCAUCGCCCUCUAUUUUUACGUCAAGACUGAUGUUGUGAAGGACUUGAACAGGACAUUGACGAACAACUAUGGAGGGGAGGAUGGUGGAGACGUGGCUAUCACAAAUUCCUGGGACUUCAUCCAAUCCUCAUUUGAAUGCUGCGGAGUAAUGGGCAAUGCCUCUUCAGCUGUGACCCUCUAUGAGAAAUCCACGUGGUACAAAAACCAGACUGACUCACCUAAAAAUAUCGUGCCUGCAUCUUGUUGCAUGGACCAAGACAGUCUUGAUGUAUGUCAACAGGCCACAAGCAACUACGCCACGUACAUCUACAACCAGGGUUGUUCUGAAGGCGUGAAGAAUAAAGUUGCACAAUAUGGAACUGUUCUCGGUGGCGUGGGAAUCGUUGUCGCCAUCAUUCAGUUGAUGGGAAUGGCCUGUGCACUGUGCCUCUGCAAGCGUCUAUAAGGACAACAGCUCCCUCUAGAGGCCACUCUACAAUAAUCUAGGUCUUUCUCUUCUCAAGGGAACUUCUGAGAAGCACUAUUUGCAUAAUUCUACCUGGAAUUUAACCUCUAUAUGAAGGCUAUUGAACAUGCCUGAUGAAAAUAAUCUCAUAUAUAAGUAACUUGUCUUCUACACAUCUGUAAAAUAAAUUUUCAGUGAUACUCAAUUGCUGAAUGUGCUUGGAAAAUGCCUGUCUAGAAACUGAAGUUGAUAUCUUAGACCUCGGUGGGACAACAAAUUGUCUUGAAAUGUCAAUUCACUGGCCUUUUUUUAUGAUGAAAAUCUCGCCAAACAAGAUUAUGUCCAUAAAUGAUUGAAAGUUAAAUUAUUGAGUAUACGGGGCAGCCAAUUAUUUUUUUUUUAAUGCUUUAAUUUUUUAUUCAUAAGGUAAUUACCAAUAUUAAUUGAAUUUUAACAAUUUUAUGAUGCGAUUCUCUUCUCCAUUUAAUAAAUUGAAACUUGCCAAGCCCCAAUGCACUGCUGCAACUAAAUUUUCAUGGAUACAAAAAUAUGUUCCAUUUUGAUUUCUGUCAGCAAUUCAAAUGCAAGGCAUCCCUAUUUAUAUCAUAUUUUACCAAAUACAAUUUAGGUCUAGUUUCCUAUCACAUUUCUUUUGUAAAAACAAGUAGAAAGACUUGCCUCCUAACUAUGAAUUUUCCCCUUUUUACCCAAUUCUAGAUAUCUUACAAACUCAGACUAUAAUUCACUUCAUAGCAAUUUAUAUUUUGCAUCAUUUGUAGCUUUUCAAAAUACAUCCGGUUUUGUCACAUCUUCCUUUUAAAAAAUACCAACAAAUUUCUUUUUAUCUUUCUUUUAUUCCAAUUUCCCAUUGGAAUUGCUCCUUUGUUCUCUUUAUUUUUAAAUUUGACCAAUCUGAUAAGAAAUGACAGGCUUUCUGUUUCUAUUGACAUUGGUUACCGUACUAAUUAGUUGGAAUCUGGGAAUUCAUUUUUUUUUUUUGGGGGGGGGGGGGGAGUUUGCCUUUUUAUAUGCUCAAGAGUUGCUGAAAUGUCUUUCUACUUCUGAAUUCUCAGGCUGAAUCUUAGGCUGAUACAACAACUGUUCAGAGCCAAAAGGGCCUUGACUUAUACCCUGUAACACAGGCUUGACAUUGAGUUAACACCCUUCUUUCUCUCAACAAACCAUGUGUUUUAUUUUGUUAUUUAUUUAAGGGGAGGUAAGGUUCAUUUCAAUACUAAUUGUGGCUGAGAAUGCUGAGAAAAACAUUCAUUUUUUUUCAGGAUUUUACUUUUUUCUAUUAAAUUCCAUCCUUCUAUUUUUGUGUAUAUUCAUUAGAUACUUAGCAAUACAAUUCUCUCACUAUUAUGAAUGCCUGUACUUUGCAUGUUAUUUGUAUUUAUAUGAUAAUGGUUAUUUUUAAAGUGUAAAUUGAUCAAUGUAGAAAUUUAGGCUGAAGUGUACUUAUUAUAUUCAUGAAGGGCUAAGGAAAAUAACACUGAAAAGAAAUCAUUGUACGAUUUUGAGAAAAAACGGGUCUGUAUUUAGUACAUGGAAUUUUAUUUUCAAGCUGAAAAUUUGCUGAACAUUUCAUCAAUUUUAAUGUAUAAAAAACAAACAAAAACAAAGAGGAAGAAAAGGUGAAAUUUACAUACAAGCGAUAAGAAAAAUGAUAAGUACGUCCAUCUUUUUACAUAAUCAUUGUAUUCAGAAUUUCAAUUUGUAAUUUUUUUACAUUCGCAUACACGGAGUGAGAUGAACUGCACAAAAUCAUGAGCACCAUACAAGAUAUAUCUCUUUAAAUUAUACAGCAAUAGAAACUGAGUACAUGUACAAUUUUGAUUUGUAGACUUUUAUCAGUCAAAAGAUGACAUGUAUUGCUUUUAAUGGUUCAAUAGUGCAUGAAGCAUUUAGUGCAAAAUAGUAUUUAAUUCUUAGUAAAUCUAGCACCGUCACUUCUUAUGAUUUUAUGCUCGCCAUGAGGUCAUAAUUUUUUCAGUUUCAGGGACUCAAAUAAUUUAUGUCUCUACACUUCAUUAUGUUCAUGUCAUGUAGCAGUACUGAAUAAAACGUGUAGAUUGCAACAACAACAAAAA